Messenger RNA from Megalops cyprinoides (Indo-Pacific tarpon), 854 nucleotides. It is a transcript of the gene mmachc, whose product is annotated as metabolism of cobalamin associated C. NCBI's taxonomy places the organism in Eukaryota, Metazoa, Chordata, Actinopteri, Elopiformes, Megalopidae. The record is from RefSeq and is a predicted model, not a curated record. The transcript is spliced from 4 exons. Gene Ontology annotation, biological process: cobalamin metabolic process. Gene Ontology annotation, cellular component: cytoplasm. Bases 1 to 786 code for a protein of 261 amino acids. Gene Ontology annotation, molecular function: demethylase activity; FAD binding; cyanocobalamin reductase (cyanide-eliminating) (NADP+) activity.
AUGGCGGGGACGUGUUGGCAUAUGGAGGAAAUAGAGAGGACUUUACGUGAUUCUCUCACUCCUUUGGGUUUUGAGGUUUACCCCUUCAAGAUAGGUUGGUACAAUGCAGUGCUCUCCCCUUCAUUCCACCUUCCGUACCCCGAGGACACGCUUGCGGCGGUGGUGUUGAGCACCCCAUCGAUGUUUGAACGAGCCUUCAUACCGUUCCUAGAAAGCCACAGCUGCGAGGGAGUCACUGAUCCCAUUGACCAGUGUAUCAGACACAGUAUCUCCACCUGCGUCACCCAGAAUUUUCCAGGUAAAGAGGUGAACAUCAGCUAUGACUACGAGAUGCUUCCCAACCGCAAGCCCAAAUUCCUGGCACAGACCGCGGCACAUGUUGCUGGGGCAGCGUACUACUACCAACGGACAGAUGUCAUGGAUGAUCCUUGGGGAGAGAAGAAGAUGUUUGGAGUGUGCAUCCACCCCAAGCUGGGCGGAUGGUUCGCCAUAAGAGCUUUGCUGGUCUUCCCAGGUGUGGAGGUUGGCUCAGAGCUGCAGCAGAGACCUCCUCCUGACUGUGUCCCCUCCCAGGAGUCCAGAGUAGAGCUCCUGGAGAGGUUCAACUUCCGCUGGCAGGACUGGACUUACAGAGACAUUGUCCCCACAGCCGAGUGCUACUCCCAGGAGCAGAAGAUGUACUUCUCCACACCCCCAGGCCAGCGGGCUGCUCUACUCAGACAGUGGGGGUUUCUACCAGGGGGGGACACACAAGCGCAGAACCAAGGAGGGGACAUUGUGGGGUAAUUUUUUUUUUUUUGGGAGAUCAGCUACAUGUAGAAUCAUCUUGAAAAUUCAAGAAAAAACACUUUCUA